UGUUGAGUUGCCGGUCGAUGGGUGUUCUACCUAGACCCUUCCGGAUUCUCCGACUUCUCUAUAGUAAGCAGGGGUGUUCGAAAGGUAACUCCGGGCCGCAAUGGCGUCUUUUGUGACCGGGGCGGAACCAUUAGCUGCGUGCAGCAACGAAAACAAAGUCGCGCCCAAAAGCAAACGCUGAGCUGUACCCUGAACUAUGAAUUAUUUGUUAAGUGAAAAAAGACUUCUGAUACAAAGAAAUAGUUUGAACUUACAUAAUUAUAUGAAUGUUAAAAGAUUAAAAUAACUACAGACUUUUAAAACAGGCGUUUCUUAUAUAUCAUGCCAAAAUCCAACCUUUAUUUUAUAGUAUUCAUAGUUGAAUCGUGAAAACAAAUUCUAACAAUGGCGCCAACCACGGAGCUUGAGGAGAUUUCAUUGCCGUUAGGGAACAAGAUAUCUGACAUAGCAAUAAUCAUUAUCAAUCUCACUGAGACUGAAGAAGCUCCUUGGAACUUAUCUGAUUGGGCCAACAACUCACGAUCUCCAAACUUUUCCGGAAUGGAAUAUUUCGGAUUUAUAGUGAAAGGUGCAAUUUUAACGGCUAUUAUUUUGAUGACCAUUUUCGGAAAUACACUGGUUCUUCUGGCUGUAACCUUCACUCCCAAUCUUCGCAGUACGACAAAUAUCUUUAUCGUAAAUCUGGCAAUUGCUGACUUAUUAUUGGGCGUUUUCGUGCUACCGUUUUCAGCUUUCUUGGAGAUGAAUAACAAGCAAUGGAUCUUUGGCUAUACCUUCUGCAAUGUAUGGGCAGCACUAGAUGUUCUUUGUUGCACGGCCUCCAUCAUUAGUCUAUGUGUUAUCAGUGUGGAUCGUUAUGUGGGAGUGACUCGUCCCUUGGCCUAUUCCAAUAUAGUCACUCACUCGAGAGCAACAUUUGCUUGCAUCGCGAUCUGGUUCGUCUCCACUGCAAUCUCGGUAGGCCCUUUACUAGGAUGGAAGGAACCCCCACCAGCUAAUCCUUAUAUGUGUGAGGUGACCAAGCAGCUCGGCUACGUGCUCUUUUCGGUCACCUUCUCGUUUUACCUCCCUUGCUUGAUCAUCUUCAUCGUCUAUUUUCGAAUCUACAAAGCCGCAGUGAAGCAGACCAAGUUUCUCGAAACUGGAGUCAAGGUAGUCAAGUCGGCUGGCCACGAAACGACGAAGGAACUCACCCUCCGAGUCCAUGCUGGAGCCCAUCAUGUCCUGAGCCCUGCCGCCCGAAAUGGAACCUAUGGAGACAAGACCAGUAUCAAGGUGACCAUGGCCAAUCUUCAAGGACGUCUGGCAAAAUUCAAAAGGCAAAAGAAAGCAGCCAAAACUUUGGGCAUUGUCGUUGGAGUUUUUAUCCUUUGCUGGUUUCCAUUUUUUCUCAUUCUACCUCUUGGAACUAUUUGCCGCCAAUGUUACAUUCCUAGUCUGCUCUUUGAUAUUUUCUUCUGGACCGGAUACGUUAAUAGCUGCUUGAAUCCCAUCAUCUAUGCUUGCUCGAGUCGCGACUUCAAGAGGGCCUUCCGCUCAGUCCUACACUGCGCCGGCCUAGGAUCCGACCGUGACUUGCAGUCUUUCCGGGCCCGUACCAUCAACUUCACCCUUCGUAGCACCCGCAGACAAGUGGACAAGAAAGAAUCUGUUGGCUCUGGCUUGGACCCGGAGAAGAUGUUCGAUGUGACCAAGAUCCCUCCCUUGAUCCAGCCCCAGUACUCCCUGGAUAGCGAAUCCCCCGGCAGCCUGAAUGAGAACAACGGAGAGGACGAAUUGCCCCCUUCCUACCAGAGCAUCGCAGCACCCACCAUUGCUGAAGCAAUCCGGCGUGUGAAUUCAGUGAUUCGCACUGGAUCUGGCACCGAUACCGAUUGCACAGUCAUUGGUACCUCGGAGUGACAGUCCGGGCUCUCUGCUUGGUAAAAAAAAUUGCUUCUGAUUAUCAGAGGAUGUCUUUUGAAGAGCCGUUUCACUCAAUGGCGAUGAUGCUGUAGUAAUGAAUCAUUCGCUGGUGAAAAGCGGUUCCUUGGCCUAUCAAUUUCUUGGUCUAGACCGAGAAUUGAAGCGUCGGCUUCGCUACGAAGGGCACUAUUGGUUAGAGCAGUGUUUCUCUAAUGUACCACCGCGGUUGAUUUGAAGAUCAUUCUUUUAAGCUACUCAUCGUGUUUUCUGUUAAUGUAUAUCUCAAAAUAGGUGCUCGACCUUUUAUUCUGCUUUUAAAAUCCUUUUAAAGCACAUAUUUUCAAUUUUUUGCGACAAGCAACCUCACUUCUUGUGUUUCGAUGCUCAAAACUGUGGUUUUUGUUUGUAUCUUCCUACCUGAACCGAACGCAAACUUUUUAUUCAUUUGGCAAGAUACAUUCUUUUCUGGUUUUUUUAAAAUUUUUAUAGCAAUCACUGAUCCAGUUUCGAUUUAUGUUUAAUACUAGUUGAUCGAGACGUAUGAUGUAUGUGUGUGAUUCGAUGUAUCUUAUUUUAUUUAAUUGUUAGCGUGAAAUUCGAUGUCGUAUAUAUAUAUUUUGACUCUAAGCACUUGGUAACAUGAGAAAUUCAUCAGAUAUAUAUCAAAUAUUCCGUUGCCUAAUUAGUUCUACGGAUAUUUGUUUUAUUAUAUAUUGUUGUUCUGAUUCUAAUUGGUAAAUAUCUUUAUUCUAGAUAUUAUUCAGUCCUAUUUAAGUGAAAUCUUUCAUUGAAUGUUGUGUUCGUUUUCGAUAUGUGAAUGCUCAAAUCUCAUUUUAACUCCUCACACAUAAAUAUAUUCUCUUUCUGUGGUUUGUUACAUUAGUGUUUGUUACACAAAGCACUUAGUACAUAAUGUAGUCAAUCUGCUAUGAAACGUAUAUCUGUGCUGUAAUCACAAAACACGUGGUUUUAACUCUCAUUUUGUCUGUAAGCGUAUAGCAGCAGUCAUUUGUGUGUUAGAUGCAUGUCAGAAUGUCAACUAAAUAACAUGAUUAGCAUUUUACAAAAAUGUGCAUGACAGACCUCAAUGUAUUUUAUCUUCGAUUCAUUCUUGAAUAUGAGAGUGAUUUUUUCGUUCUCACUCUUUGAGAUGUUUAGUGUGACUUUUGAGGAAUGCUUUCAAAGUAUUAAGACUAUUAAUAGGAUUGAAAAAAUUAUAUUUUCAUCUAUGAUCUUUUAAAAGUAUUCUUUCUUCUAC
Molecule: messenger RNA, 3163 nt
Organism: Argiope bruennichi
Lineage: Eukaryota; Metazoa; Arthropoda; Arachnida; Araneae; Araneidae
Product: alpha-1A adrenergic receptor-like
Exons: 3
Coding region: 385-1902 (505 amino acids)
Biological process (GO): cell-cell signaling; phospholipase C-activating G protein-coupled receptor signaling pathway; adenylate cyclase-activating adrenergic receptor signaling pathway
Cellular component (GO): membrane
Molecular function (GO): alpha1-adrenergic receptor activity
Source: RefSeq, a predicted model, not a curated record